This is a messenger RNA of Seriola aureovittata, 2307 nucleotides long. RefSeq names its product DnaJ heat shock protein family (Hsp40) member A2a (gene dnaja2a). Gene Ontology annotation, molecular function: Hsp70 protein binding; ATP binding. The record is from RefSeq and is a predicted model, not a curated record. NCBI's taxonomy places the organism in Eukaryota, Metazoa, Chordata, Actinopteri, Carangiformes, Carangidae. Gene Ontology annotation, cellular component: cytosol; cytoplasm. The transcript is spliced from 9 exons. The coding region runs from base 82 to 1329 and encodes 415 amino acids. Gene Ontology annotation, biological process: response to heat; protein refolding.
CGAGGCGAGCAAAACAUUUUCCACCGGCUCUUUCUCUUUGUCCAUCCACCACCGUGCUGAAGCAACAUCCACAGCAAGACCAUGGCGAAUGUUGUAGAUACAAAACUAUAUGACAUUCUCGGAGUCUCUCCAUCCGCAACUGAAAAUGAACUGAAGAAGGCAUACCGGAAACUGGCGAAAGAAUACCACCCUGACAAGAACCCAAAUGCUGGUGACAAGUUCAAAGAAAUCAGCUUUGCUUAUGAGGUGCUGACCAACCCUGAAAAGAAGGAGCUUUAUGAUCGCUAUGGAGAGCAAGGCUUGCGGGAAGGAGGCGGGGGUGGCCCAGGCAUGGACGAUAUUUUCUCCCACAUCUUUGGUGGUGGACUCUUUGGUGGUGGACUCUUCAUGGGCCAGGGGAGUCGCUCCAGGAAUGGAGGUCGGAGGAGAGGAGAGGACAUGGUCCAUCCACUCAAGGUGUCACUGGAGGACCUUUACAAUGGCAAAACAACUAAACUACAACUUAGCAAGAAUGUACUGUGUAGCACUUGUAAUGGGCAGGGAGGCAAGACGGGUGCUGUACAAAAAUGUACAACAUGUAGGGGGCGUGGCAUGCGCAUCAUGAUCAGACAGCUCGCCCCAGGGAUGGUCCAACAGAUGCAGUCUGUGUGUACUGACUGUAAUGGUGAAGGUGAAGUUAUCAGUGAGAAAGACCGCUGUAAAAAAUGUGAAGGCAAGAAAGUGGUGAAGGAGGUGAAGAUUCUGGAGGUACACGUGGAUAAAGGCAUGAAGCACAGCCAGAAAAUUACCUUUGGAGGGGAAGCUGACCAGGCACCUGGCAUCGAGCCAGGGGAUAUAGUCCUUGUCCUGCAGGAAAAAGAGCAUGAGACAUACAGGCGAGAUGGCAAUGACCUGUUCAUGAACCAUAAGAUUGGGCUGGUGGAGGCGCUGUGCGGCUUCCAGUUUAUGCUGAAACACUUAGACGGCAGACAGAUCGUCGUGAAGUACCCUGCUGGCAAAGUCAUUGAACCAGGCUCAGUCAGGGUGGUGCGAGGAGAGGGCAUGCCCCAGUACCGAAACCCUUUUGAGAAGGGAGAUUUGUAUGUCAAGUUUGAUGUUCAGUUCCCCGACAACAACUGGAUCAGCCCUGAGAAACUUGCGGAGCUGGAGGACAUGCUGCCCUCACGGUCAGAGCCGCCCAUCAUCACUGGAGACACAGAGGAGGUGGACCUGCAGGAUUAUGAUGUCAGCCAGAGCUCGUCAUCAGGUAACCGCAGAGAGGCCUACAACGACAGCUCCGACGAAGAAAGCGGACACCAUGGGCCGGGAGUACAGUGUGCCCACCAGUAAUCUCAUACUCUGUCUCACACACACAUAUGAUCCACGUACUACUUUGGAUGAAAAUGUAUGAGUUGCGGAGUAAACAAGGAGGUGGGUCAGGCUGAAAAGGCUUGGUAGUUCCUCAGACACAGAUCAGAUUUAUUGAAUCAUGGCACCUGGAGUUGUUGAUUAUUGUUAUUGACUGUGUGCUUGGAUUAUUUUGAUCUUUGUCUGAGGAACUCACACUGGGGCAGCCCAAAACUUAUUACACUGCACCUGAAACAGACAAACAGUAACUUCAGGUAGAAGUCAGACUAAGUAUUUAAGAUUUAUCAAAACAAAUGGUUGCCCCAGUGAACACUGUGCCCUGUAGGACUAUGAUCUGGUGUUCAAGGUGAACCCCCCAACCCCCAACCCCCACCCCCCUUCUAUUCCUCUGUCACCCCUGUAUAAGUCCAUUCCCAUCUGCUAAUGCGAACUCCAGAUCAAAGGAAGGAAUGUUUCUUGUUUGCUGAGUGUGUGACUUGCAUUUUGUUUUCAUAGUAUUUACAAUAAUUAAUUUAAGAACUAACUAAUGUGCAUACACAGAUAAAGCAGCUGAGUAAUGUGACGUGCAGAUCCUUGGACUUGUGUAUUCAUGGACUCAUCCACUCAGCGCCAUACAUAGGAUUUGUUUCAGAUUUUUACAGCUUUAUUUUCUUUGUAGGUUUUUACUUGUGUUAUUCCUCUCUUUAUAUUUUAAUUCCAACAGAAAAUUGGUUAUUGUGUAUAUCAUUGAACUGGUUGUUGGUAAACUUCAUCAGCUGCUGUAUUCAAAGCUGUGUGAUUUUUAAAAAAGAAAAAUGACAGGUGAAAAUGAGAAAAAACCUAUAGCCUGUAUCUGUGCUGAGACCAUUUGCAUGUAAAAAGCUUUGGUUCCUGCACUAUCAAACAUCAGUCAAAUAAAGCAGCAGACUUCUUAAGAAAAUGUCUAUGAAGUUGUUGAAUAAAUUGUUGAAAUAUCAUGCA